This is a messenger RNA of Fusarium venenatum, 624 nucleotides long. The record is from RefSeq and is a predicted model, not a curated record. NCBI's taxonomy places the organism in Eukaryota, Fungi, Ascomycota, Sordariomycetes, Hypocreales, Nectriaceae.
AUGACAACCUCCUCUGCUCCCCUGGAGGCCCUUAUUACUACUCCAACCUGGCAUCUGCUGCCGCUUCUGGUAUUGCUGACUAUCUUGAACGUGGAUAUUGCCCCUGUGUACCGUUGGAUCAAUACACGAUGCACCUGGAAGUCAGAAGACAAGACCCAGAUGGCAUCAUUAACUACUUCCUUAGCAAGAUACUCAACAUCAACAUCAAUAUCACCGAUAUUUAGGCCACUCGUUGCGUCCUCUGACAAGCGUCGCACAGCCGAAGAUUUCUCUAUUCUCCGUACCCACCCCUGCCUUUCAUGGUGGUGGCCAUGGAGGCUGCCGUGGAGGAGGUCUGCCGGCGAUGUUUGCAAAUUUUCAUGGGCAUCUCAGGCUCGUUGCCCCCUGGUGGCAGAAGUGGAGGCCGUUGCCAACGAUAAUGAGCUUGCGAUGUUCCUCUGCUGGAGAGAACUGCCGUCCUUGGCCCUCAUCCUGUUCCUCCUAUGCCACUCCUCCGCCUUGUGGAGGCCCCUGUUCCUGCUCAAGCUGCUCCGCCCGCUGCUACUGUUCCGCUACUGUUCCAGUUACAGCUCCUGCGCCGCAUUGACGUUGUUAAAAGACCGAUGUUCCCUCGAUCUCACUUAG